This is a messenger RNA of Struthio camelus australis, 1714 nucleotides long. The record is from RefSeq and is a predicted model, not a curated record. Lineage: Eukaryota; Metazoa; Chordata; Aves; Struthioniformes; Struthionidae.
CGUUGCCCUCUCCUCCGCAGGCCUCCCGCCGGCAUGACUUUCCAGUGGACGGCCGUUGCCAUCUUCCUCUACGGGGAGGUAGCAGUAAUCCUCGUGCUCUGCCUGCCUUUCAUUUCUCCGCUGAGAUGGCAGAAGAUUUUUAUGAUUCCUCUAUGGAGCAAAAUGGCAUUUUUUUGGAACAAGACAUUCCUUACGAUAAUAGUUUUAUUGAUCGUCUUGUUUCUUGAUGCUAUUAGAGAAGUUAAGAAGUACUCAGCUGCUCAUGCGAGUGAAAAGGCUGCAAAUGUCAAUACCAGUGCCUUUGAUCAUACUCAGAUGAAACUCUUCCGAUUUUUAAAAAACCUUUAUCUCUCAGGUUUUUCCUUAUUUUUUUGGCUUGUAUUGAGACGUACUGUUACCCUUCUUACUCAGUUGGCAAAAGGGAUGGCAACUCAAGCAGCUCUGGAAUUGGAAGUAAACAACACUACGGAAGCAGCCAAAAAAACCAUGGCUGAGAAUGAAGUGCUGCAGCAGGCCUGGAAAGAAAAAGGGAGCAGUAAAAAGAAAGAGUCAGCGGAAGCAACCAAUGAAAAACUAAAGAAAGAAAUUGAACAUUUGAAAGCAGAGUUACGGAAGUCAUCAUAUGCUCACCUCAGGGUAACUAAUGAACUGACAGCAGUUAAAAAGCAGUCUGAAAGCCUUAAAAGAGAAUAUGACCGUCUUAUGGAAGAACAUGAACAGCUUCAGAACAGUUUAGGUGAAGCAGAAGACUGGAAAGACUUGUAGUGCACCUAAGACAGAUGGCCUUGAUACAGUUGCUUCGAUGUGAAAAGUCUUGUGCUGUUUAGACUCCUGAUGCAUAUGUGAAGCAAACUUGAUUUUUGUGAAAAGCACAUGCACUGCAGGUCACUGUUCAGAUUCCUCUAACGUAUCUUGGUUGCCAAUAUGUUCUGUGUUGCAAUUAAAAUAUUAAGUGGCUUGCCAGUUUUGCCAUGGAGCUUGUCGCUGCACUUGUAAGGAAAACCAUGAAAAUCUUUUAAUUCCAUCUGGAGCAACUUGGUCGCUCUGCAAGCUUUUGCCUUCCAAAACAGUAAGAGAUCAUGCACCAUUUGCUUGUAGCAUUUGACUGAGGUUAUAUAUCACGCAAAAUCAUGAACACGCAAUUGCACUAACCUCCUUGGCAACAUCUAUUAGGAGACUUCAGAAAUUCAGUUACCAGUGGGUUGAAGAAGGCAGAGAGCUUUUCAUCAAGCGUUCCACAUCUAUGGAAAAUCGAAUGACAAUCAGUUUAAAAAAAUAAAAUUGCCUUUCUAAAUCCGUCCCACUAGCCAUGUAACUCUCACUUAGCCACGUGGGUGAAUGUAUUUUUACAAAUAAUAUUUUGCAUGCCUCUGGUUUAUUCUUCUUUAAUACAUUGUGUUAUUUGAGUUUUCAUAACCAAAAUUUUGGGUUGGUUGGUAUUAACAUUCUGUAUUUUUUUUCACUGUUUACAUCUGUUUACUCUGUGUGUGCCACCUAACUUCUCUUGCCUUGCUGAGUAAAAAUUCUUUUUAACUGUUGAUGGUUGGUUUGUUUUUUCAUGGAUACUAUACCUCAAAUAAAUGUGCACUGUUUUGCAAAAGCCCUUUUUGACAUUCUGAAAGUUGUUUUGAGUGUCUUUUUUGUUAAUUGGUUCUAAUUUGUAUUUGAAAGUUGGAUAUGUUUAUUAUAUUAAAGGUAUUGUUUAAGUUCCAGA